GACUUCUAAGACACAAACAGAAAUGCCUAUUUAAAUUUUUCUUUGAAGGAGUACACCUGCAGUCUUCUCGCCCAUCCACUCAGUUUUCCUAGGGUGAUGACCACCUUGAGUUUUUGAGCUAGAGAAUGCCUCCUGAUCCCUCCUGUAAUAUUUAAUGUUUAUUACGCGCUACCGCUCCCAGCCCCUCUAUGAAUCUCUUUGUUGGUUCCUUCGUAGUUCGUUGUAUCCGUCUCCCAGAUGAUGUCAAUAAUAUUGUAGUUCUGUGAAGAGAAUAUUGACAUACGAGUUAUACUUUUGCUUACCUGAUGUUUGUAAGUAAUCUUCAAUUGCUAAGUAAGUAAAGGUUGUCAUUCUGACAAGACCACUGAUGAUCAUGGUCCUUCAAAAUGAGGCGCUGGGACCUGAAAUCGCUGACGUGGCAGCUAGUAUGCCUCAUUUUCACUCUUCCCAGCCUCCUCUGGUACGAGAUUCGACAGGGAGAAGCGUUGUCCCCACACACAACUCGUGCGAAAGAGGAGGUCCUCGAUAGCGAGAGUGCUAAAGGCGAUGGUGAUAAACAAGACGUGGACGAAGUCUCAGAUUACGAUGACCAAGAGAGUAAUUUCGGAACUACCCCAUCCUCAUGGGGAGGUGGAGGACCUACCUUGCGCAAGCACGACGUGGCAGCGGGAGGACCGUCGUCUUCUACUUCUAGCACCACAAACUCAUCGUUUAAGGAUACUGAAGGAAGUAGUACAACAGGGGCCAGUCUGCAAGCCGCACUCGUUGAGCGAGACAGCUAUAGAACCGCCAAUCCCAGUGGCUUUUCUACUUCCGCUGAUAGCACAUUGGAUACUGAUCGGCUUCUCCUCGUCGCUCUCGCUGACAGUGGUGAGAUCCGCGGUGUGGACCGAAGUAGCGGACAGACAAUAUUUCGGUAUCAGCUAGGUCAUUCCCUAGUUGGUGGCUCGACUGCAGAGAGCGAAGAUGAGCAGGACCCUCGUCGAGGUGGUCGAAGUAGAGGCGGUUCGUCGCAUCAUGCUGGAUCAGGUCAUCACAUGGGCAGUAGAAAUGGUCCCUACGCUGCAACAGCUGGGUCAACUUCUAGAUACUCUCCUUCACCUGGAUCGUCAGGUACUAGACAAUAUCAUCGUAGUAGCAACGACAGGCGUACAGGAAGUUCGCCUUCGUACCGUGAAAUCCCGAGAUUCGCUGUCGACAUGGAUGGUUCAGUUCUGUACACGAGGGAUAGCGUGCAGUUUUUCGCGCUACCGCAAUUGAAGAUCAAGGACCUCGUGGCGAAAAGCCCAAUUACCAGUCUUCCAGGCUUCCCGGGUUUGUAUUUUACAGGAAGAAAAACGACACAGUUCCACCAUGUGGCACUUCCACCAGCGUCCAAGGAUAUUGUGCCAGCACCAAAAGUCACAAUAUUGACUACAUCGUCCCAGCCUAGCACCAGCAGUACACCUUCCCAAGUAGAGUCUAGCACUGGUGAAGAUGAACAAGCAACUAUCACGAGAGCAUCCAAAAGAGCCAGUGGACGUACUACAACUACUACAGCACACGCGACGAGUCCUACUAGCGCGUCGCGCUCGUCCAGCGCCAAGGACUAUGUCAUGGAUUUGAUCUCUCGUGUAGUGUCAUCUACUGGCAAAUCGAAGAUUCUCGAUCCAGACGUAGCAGAUGACAACACAGCGACGAUUCUCGAAGAUCAGACACCUGAUACUCGUCUUUUCGACGACGCUCACGGCUCCGAAGAGCACGUCGAUUCCGACAGCAGUACAACAACAUCUUCAGGUUCCGCAGACAUAGUAGACCAUGACCAGCACCUGGAAGCACAGGUCAUCAAAGACGUAGUACUUCCACGAGAUGUUGUAGAUGGAGAGAUAACUGCAACAACUUCUAGGGCUACUCUCUUUAGGAAUAAUCCUUUUGAACGAGUGGUCAUAUUCGGUGAAGCGGAGUACAUUCUAGAGGCCAUGGAUGCGGUGACGCAUCAACGCGUAUGGCAGGCGCAUUACACAGAAAUCAGACCUAUCGAGCUCGAACAAGUGCACGAACUACCAGAAUUUCUGCAGAAACGAGUGCUGCAUUCACUGUUGCAGGAUAGAAGGAUGGUAAUUUUACAGCCUUUGAGGAUUGCGAUUAAUAGUUUAAGUUGUAUCUUUCAGCUUUGCAUAAAUAUCUCUCUAUCUGAUGACUCUGCUUCAUGGUGUCAUGUGUUGAAAACUAGAAAACUUGUCACCUCGACAACUGCUUGUUUCCAAUUAAAUGAACAGCUCUACGUAAACGACGACACAAUCCAUGGCGCGCAGAGGGAUAUCCUUCAUUUCGAAGGGAGAAUUCACUCAGUUUUGACCCUAGUGCCCACGCUCGGCGCCGCUCUCCAGGCCUUGGCCCCUCUAGGUCCUACGGCUUUGGAAGCCCCGCUUCGAACUCCUGAGGAGGAACUAGAGGAGCGAAGUCGCUGGCACCGCUUCACCGUUGCGACAGUGCGUCACGGUAGUUUGCUAACUGCCGACAUUCCGAUAGAAGCGCCUCCUGACACGACAGCGGAUGGGGCUUUUGUAGGCGAUCAUGGUACAACGACAUCUGGCGGGACUGGAAGAGGUCCUAGUGCGAGCAUGUAUCUUGAAGGCACAACCGCAGAUCAGCUUCACCACUUGCGCGGACCAACGGCGUCGGGCUCGGCGGGCGAGGUUGUCUUAGCACGUGAUAUUCACAAGCGCACGCGCAAUAGCGAAAUGCUAGAGCGGGAUAUUCUACAGCGGCUGUCCUUGAGCGGUGACUCCUUCGAGGAACUAGUGGCGGAAGAUCCUUUGUGGCUGUUGACAGCAGGCGAGACCGGAGAUCAUGCAGGUUUGCUAGGAGAUCCCCUUUCAGGCAUGACAGGAAUGACCCAAGGUGGCGGUGCAAUGUUCGGCAGUCCUGCAGGAGGCGCAACAGCUCACUCAGGCUCAAGCGUCGUCCAUCACUUUAUCUCCACCAAUCCUAAUGGAGGACCGCCUGGAGGUAAGCAACGUUUUAUCGGUACAACUGCAGACGGUUCGGGUCGUGCGCCUGGUCAACAACAUUUUACAGGUUUCGCUAGCAGCUUGCUCUUGCCUGGGCCAGUAUUUGGCUCUUCAGGACAAGACAGAAGUGUUGAAACUUCUGACGGAAGACUAUCGUCGUCCACGACGAGUGGUCCGUCAGUAGCCGACCUCCUUGCAGGGAGGCAAAGAGGGCCAAACGGAGGCACGGGACCCCGCUUUCCUUUCAACGCGUUGUUAACACGCAGAAUGCUGCUGAGGCCUCGUAGUCCGCUUGCCGCAGCUCCUCAAGCAGGAGCCUUUGAUGACGUUCUUGUCCACCACCAAGCGCCUCCAGGAAACUCUGAAGACGGUGCUUCCUCAACCUCUGGUGGCCGGCAGUCAGACGACGACUACUUUUUUGAUGAACGCACAGGUCUUUGGUACCGCGUGUCUCCUCUAGACAGUGAUGACGAUGAUGAGGAAGCCUUGUUUCCUACUCCGCACAAAAUCGUGGAGGACGUCAAAGGUUUCGUCUACAACAAGUUGAUUCAGCCAAUCACAGGUGGAGCUCCCUAUACUCCAGCAGAAGCAUUGGAGUAUCCAGCAGCAUUGGAAGGUGGCGGAGCGGGAAACGCACUUCAGCAAGGUGAGGACCAGAGGGAAACUGCAACUGGGAAUGCUCCUUUACAGGCAUUGCAGGAAAUCCGCAGACAGCGUGCCAGAGCUCGCACAGCCCGCCUACUGGCUUACUACUCCAACAAUGUCGAAGAAUAUCUCGGAGACCCCUAUAACAACCCCUUUGUCCAAUACAACUAUCCACCUGGAGGAGCUGCUGUUGGGGAUCCUAAGAGUAUGUCUCCUCCGAUUCAGAGCAAGCUUGCAAGACAUCCCUACUACGACGCUGCAACUGGAAGGUACUAUCCUCCAGAGGACGAUGGCAAAAGACAUGCCUACUACGACGCUGCAACUGGAAGGUACUAUCCUGGAGACCACGAUGUUGACAACGGCUUAUUCUCCUUUUUCUACGAUGCUUACCGCGGUCGGGGUCUCAAUUUCAAUCGAGUACGAACAGCCUUGUUAUAUGGACAUCCUGCGUACGUGAAUCCUCCUCCACCAGCACGUCGCAGUGGCUUUCGUCGUUACGUGCGGUCCAGCAUGCACGAGCCUAACUUUUUCAAAGCGAUUUUACUUGCCAUGAUUUUUGGGAUGGUAUUUGCAGUUUCGGUCGCAGACUUCUACUUGGGCUACAAACUUCGAAAAAAGCUUCCAGCAUUGGUAGCAGUAAAACUUUUGCGGAGAUACGUCCGCUGUCUCCAGUGUUCUGAGACGUUGACUCCACCACGCUUUUGCCUCGCCAUUUACGUGUGUUUCCUAUCCGUGAUACUAGUUUUGCCUACAGGUACAAGCGCAAAACUGUUUUUGGCAAUAGCGAGUGGUGCUGGCGCGUAUUUCUUAGGCUUCCGCAUUCCAACAGCAAAAUUGGAGAAACUGGCAGAUGCUUUAGAUUUGUAUGCGAGAACAACUACUAGUACUGCAGGUGCUGCAAUCACAACUGCUAGUACUACUUUGUCCACUAGAAGGGGUACUGCUGGUCAAGGAGGAACUGGAAUAGGUAGAGGAGACGACGAUCUGGAAGAGCUGGAAGAAGCUGAAGACGACGAUCUCGAAAGAACAAGAUCUUUAACAGAAGCAGCUGCGCAGGCAGCUUUGCGCAACGAGGACGAAAUAGAAACGAUCAGCGGAAAACAAAAGCUCUUACUAGUAGGAAAUGAUGGACAGGGGCUGCUGAGCGACCAAACAAAAGCGACGUUGUUAAAAAGUACAGGAAAUGGAGAAAACGACUCUUCCUCCUCUAGUGAACAGACUAAUUCCAUCUCGCCCUUACCCUCCACCGCUCCGACACAGCUUGGCUUUCAAGGAGCACAGACUUCGCUUGUGCCGCCAGACAGUCAUCUGGGUCUGUCUUUGCAGAACAGUUUCAUGUUUCGCCAGUUCGAGGAGGUCACCUAUUUAGGCGAAGGCGGAUUUGGUGUCGUCUAUAAGGCACGAAACAAACUUGAUAAGAGUUACGCAGCUUUUAAGGUGAAGAAUUACAAACUCACGGCAGACGAGAACAUGUCCAAGAUAGAGCGGUCGUUUAACGAGGUGAAAACGUUUCUGGCGAUGAAGCACAAGCAUUUAGUGGAUUUCCACAUGCACUGGUGUGAGGAAGCACAAUUCUUGCCGGACAAGGCGAAGGUAAAACGACAAGAGUUACCAAUAGAGCCGGAAGGUGGAGGCUUCGAUUCUCAUCAGCCUGAGAACGGCGACGGAGGUGAAAAAGAGAAAGAAGACGCUGAGCAAGAAGAAGACGAGGGGUUAUUGGAGAGAAGCAAAAGCGUUUCUGGAAGCAGAAGGCCUAAAAACGAAGAUCCUGGCGACCGGUCUUUGCGAAACCAUCUCUUAGGACUGGACGAUGACCCCUCGCCUCUGGAAAUCAGCGGCCGAAGCGGACGCCAUCGAGCUGACGCGCUAGAGCUGUCCUCUCUACCUAAAAAUGAUGAAGUAGACAGGGAAAUCACUAUGUUUUCCAUGGAACGCAGUGCCACGUGGCUUCGAAGGAACUCUCCCCAAAACGCCGACCUUCAACAGCCAAACAGCGUAAUCAUGAAGGUGAACCUCACUACAAGCGACAACGACGACCACGAUGAAGAGUUCUUGAACGAGGGUGACAACAAACUUAGCAGCAAUAGUCCAAUCAUGCGUGAAGAUGAUGUGGAAUAUAGUGCUGUGAGCCAAAGAGCUGCUAGUACUAGUAGUGGACAUGGUGGUGGUCUUGGGGGACAUGCCUCAACAAACUUGCUGCAUUCACAGCAAUCACAUACAAACUCGGGUACCUCUGCGUCAAGCGCAUGGAAUACGCAACAACAGGCCGUAACAGAGGAUCCCUCGAACGGGACUACAGGCGCUGAAGGUACCACAGCGGAACAUGUAAAUAGGCUGAUCCUACAUCGUGCCGAAAGCGUGAAAAGGAAUAGUGAGUAUCACUUGGAAACUGGAGAAGCUGGACAGGCAGAACAGGAAGGUGCUGACCCUUUCCGCUCACCUCCUUCAAUGCCGGCCGGAGGCGAACAUCACAACCCGCAAGAAGGCGUCGAUCAGCAAAGAAGCGAAACUAUUCAAUUCGUCCCAUCUGAGCAGCACGGAACUGGAGCUGUUAUUGCUGCAGCAGUGCGUCGUUUUGAUAGCCUUGACCGGGACAACAACGGAGUGCUACAUGACGGUGAUAAACCGAAGAAGUUGAAUAAUGAAAAUGACGAGGACGAAGAAUCAGGAUCGGGGAGCGCUGACGAUAGCACGAGCUUAGAUCCUCUUGUACGAGUGAAGAGUGCUUACAUGGACACACAGGUACUAUUUAUGACUUCGGUGGAACUGAGAAGUUGAUGUUUCUUUUGAUUGCCCACCUCGUUAUCAAGUUAUCUCAUGAUUUUGCCUAUCUGUCUAAGUACUGGAGACUACUUCCACCCUCUCCAAAAUCACAGGAACUGCUUCGCAAUAAGCUGAUCACUCCCGAACAACUUGCACCGCUGUUUGAUGUGUGUCUCGUCAUGCAUAUGGAGCUCGUCGAGGGUCCGAAUUUACGCGCGUUCCUCACAGACUCGCGUCGUUCACUAGAAUGGGGCGUUUUCACAUCUAUGUUUCAGUUCUGGACCGGCUAUGAGGAAGCUGAAGAGGCGGUAAAAAGCCAAUCGAGGAAAAGCUCUAGAGCUGCAAGCGAAGAACCAUUGCAAGUGAAGCUUGUUAGCAAUGAAAGCGACUCCGACUCUGAUCACGUGCCAGCACCUGCAAACAACGCACUCCUAGACAACGAUGGGAUAAUAGCCGAAAACAAGAACAAAACACUAGUAGCACCUGCCGGUCAACCUACCACUUCCUCUUCCUCCACCUCAGCGGUGAGCAGCAAUAAGUCUAAAAAGAAAGACGACUUCUUAUGCCACGACCGAGUAACACCUGGCGUUGUCGAUGACAGUCCUUGGUGGGGUGCCGUGGAAUUCGAGUGGAUGCGCCAACUGAUUAAAGGAAUGAGAGCCAUCCACAAAAAGGGAUUCGUUCAUCGCGAUCUUAAACCGCAAAAUUGCUUCUUGGAUCUCAGACAAGGUAUUUCUUAGGUGGACUAGAUGUUUUCAUGUCUACAUAUAUGUUGAGCUACUAGAAGGAGCUUUAGUUUAUAUAGUAGUCGUAUUUUUUCACCACUUUUACGAAGCCUUGGUUCCUAGAGUCUGCGACAAACCCUUUUUCAUAAGGAAAAUCCCAUCUUUCACUCCUCCCUCCUACUCGAAAGUACAUGAAUGCCCCAUGAAGCGCGUUGCAGGAAGUAGAGUAGUCUAGUCUUUCAAACCCCUGGAGUGGGUACAUACAUACAUACAUACAUACAUACAUACAUACAUACAUACAUACAUACAUACAUACAUACAUACAUACAUAGGUAUCCUCAAGAUCGGCGAUUUUGGUUUGACUAGUGCGCAGCCUGUUCAGGGUGCACGAGGCAAUAGUAACUCGCCUUUCAGUCCCUACUGGGGCACGCCAAUGUACAUGCCGCCAGAGGGCAAUCUUUUGCAGGAAUCCACAGACGUGUACGCAGUUGGCCUAAUAAUGCUGCAGCUGAUGUGCCCAAGAUUCGUUACACAGGUAUCUUUUUUUGGCUUAAUAGAGGCACAACUUAUACAUAGAUACGUGGCACUGGCUUAAGGCUUAAUAGAGCCAUUUGAUUUCUUAGAUUUCGAAGCUGCUUGUGCUACCUGUAAGAGUGGAUGUUUGCAGGAUAGUACGUGGCACAACUUAUACAUAGAUACGUGGCACUGGCUUAAGGCUUAAUAGAGCCAUUUGAUUUCUUAGAUUUCGAAGCUGCUUGUGCUACCUGUAAGAGUGGAUGUUUGCAGGAUAGUACGUGGCACAACUUAUACAUAGAUACGUGGCACUGGCUUAAUAAUUAAAGCCAUUUGAUUUCUUAGAUUUCGAAGCUGCUUGUGCUACCUGUAAGAGUGGAUGUUUGCAGGAUACGUGGCACAACUUAUACAUAGAUACGUGGCACAACAAAUUGAACUUCCCCUACCAAAAAUGGCAACUGAAAGUCGCGUCAUCUUGGACAUCAAACUUGACUCAUCUCCCAUCCAAAAUUGUUCCUCAGAUGGAACGCCAACUCCUGAUCGACGGCUUCAAGAGCCAGGCAGUCAACGUGGUUCCGGAUUUGGAGCAAAGAGUUGACGGAGCUGUGUAUGACACCUGGUUCCGUGUGCCUCGAGAGCUGGUACGACGUUGUGGUCAGCACGAACCGAGUCGCCGCAUCUCUUCUGAAGAAUUGCAUAGACAGCUCAAGCAGUUCCGUCUCGGCUUUUCAUCUUCUGGUAGAGGGGUUAGUGCAACUAUGUCAGACAGAACAACAGUGGCUGAAGCGGCAUAGGAAAGCAUUGCUGUGGCAAGGAAGCACUAACAUUGAAUUCGCUUCAUGACGUGUUCACACGACAGAAAAGAGAAAAUUUAUAUAUAGCGCCUUAAGGUUUUCGUGUUUUCGACUUCAAAAAAUGGUUUGCUUAUUGAUAGCUUUUCGCAGAAUCACUUCUAUCUAGGUAAUCCAGUAUCACUAAUGUCAAUAACUACUGUGGAAAAUAUCUGUCUAAUUUCUGUAUCAGAAAAGUGUAGCAAUCACUCAUACACCCAAACCUAAUGACUACGAAACUGUAACUUCUCAGUCCCAUCCUCGCCGCGCCGCCCCUCGGAACUCCGUCUGGAAAAAUAUUUUAUGAAGCCUAUAGAAUCCAGAGAAUACUUGCUUCACGCCCAUGAAGUCUUUUUUUGUUUCCUUAAUUUGUUGACAGUUUCUCACUAACGGUAACAAGCUCUGGCUCACGCUCUCUCACUAAACUCUAACUCAAUGUUUUCACGGCUCGUGUAACUUUCACUUAGUGAUACAAGAAGGUAACUUAACUUUUCACAAUUAGAAGGUCUUAGCUUCAGUGGAAAAUCGAAUGAUCAUUUCGCUCUUGGUUCUGGUGCGAAGCAGGGGAAUGAAAAACAGCGAAAGCAAGUAUCACAACAACGCAUGCUCAUGUGUGGUAAGGGUGUACUAAAUUUUUGACACAAAAAAAUGAACCUCCUUUUGAAAAAUAAGAACCCCCAUGACGCUAAUGCGGCUAUCCCGGUCCAAGACCAUGACCUUCCUUAGAUGUCAAUGUACACUGUAAUGCUAAUCAAUGUUCUUGAAGAUGUUCCAGCUGUCACGGCAGCAACGACAGC
Messenger RNA from Amoebophrya sp. A25, 9266 nucleotides. NCBI's taxonomy places the organism in Eukaryota, Dinophyceae, Syndiniales, Amoebophryaceae. The record is from the annotation of a GenBank genome assembly.